AUGGAGGGCUCACGUCCCCGCGCUCUGGGCGGCCACUUAGCGCCCUCCCCGCCGGCCUUCGACGGAGAACUGGAUCUGCAGCGCUACUCCAACGGACCGGGCCUGACCGCCGCAGGGUCUCCAGGCAUGGGAGCGGUGGGCUGGUCUGAGAGUCGGGCUGGCGAAAGGCGCUUCCCCUGCCCUGUUUGCGGAAAGCGCUUCCGCUUCAAUUCCAUCCUGGCUCUGCACCUGCGGGCGCACCCGGGCGCCCAGGCCUUCCAGUGCCCGCACUGCGGCCACCGCGCGGCCCAGCGGGCCCUGCUGCGCUCGCACCUGCGCACGCACCAGCCGGAGCGCCCGCGGAGCCCCGCCGCGCGCCUGCUGCUGGAGUUGGAGGAACGCGCGCUCUUGCGCGAGGCCCGGUCCGGAAGAGCCCGGAGCUCAGGGGGCCUACAAGCCACCCCGGCCACGGAGAGCCUGGUGCGGCCCCAGGCUCCAUCAGCGUCCUCCUUCCGAUGCCCCUUCUGCAAAGGCAAGUUUCGCACCGCCGCGGAGCGGGAACGCCACCUGCACAUCCUGCACAGGCCCUGGAAGUGUGGCCUCUGCAGCUUUGGCUCCAGCCAGGAGGAGGAGCUGCUGCAUCACAGCCUGACGGCCCACGGGGCUCCGGAGCGCCCUCUGGCGGCCACCUCGGCUGCCCCGCAGCCUCAACCUCCACCCCAACCUGAACACAGAUCAGUCCCUGAGCCCGAGCCGGAGCCGGAGCCGGAGCUGGAGCCCGAACGUGAGGCAACCCCAGCCCCUGCUGCUCCCGAGGAGCCUCCUGCACCUCCAGAGUUCCGCUGUCAAGUGUGUGGCCAGAGCUUCACCCAGUCCUGGUUUCUCAAGGGCCAUAUGCGCAAGCACAAGGCCUCUUUUGAUCACGCGUGUCCCGUGUGUGGCCGUUGCUUCAAGGAGCCCUGGUUCCUUAAGAAUCACAUGAAGGUGCACGCCAGCAAGCUGGGUCCACUGCGCGCCCCGGGGCCCGUCUCUGGGCCUGCCCGGGCUCCCCAACCUCCUGACCUGGGCCUGCUGGCCUACGAACCACUGGGCCCCACGCUCCUCUUGGCCCCCGCACCCACCCCGGCUGAGCGCCGGGAGCCUGCGAGCCUCCUGGGCUACCUGAGCCUGCGAGCCGGCGAAGCCCGGCCCAAUGGCGAGGGCGCCGAGUCCGGGGCUGGCCGCAGCUUCGGAAGCUUCCGCCCCUUGCCCUCUGCGCUCCCGGCCCGGGCUCGCCGGCACCGCGCCGCCGAGGAGCCCGAGGAGGAAGAGGAGGUAGCGGAGGCCGAGGAGGAGACCUGGGCCCGCAACAGGGCGUUGGGCCCUCUGGCUUCGCUGCACCCACGCCCAGGGGAGGGGCCAGGGCACUCUGCACCUGCUUCGGGGGCCCAGGCGAGGCCCACUGCCACGCAGGAAGAGAAUGGGCUGCUGGUCGGAGGGAACCGGUCUGAAGGGAGCCGGGGGGGCACCGGCAAGGAUUGUCCCUUCUGCGGGAAAUCAUUCCGCUCGGCGCAUCACCUCAAAGUGCAUCUGCGCGUGCACACAGGCGAGCGCCCCUACAAGUGUCCGCACUGCGACUACGCGGGCACCCAGUCCGGCUCGCUCAAGUACCACCUGCAGCGCCACCACCGGGAGCAGAGGAGUGGGGCCGGCCCGGGGCCGCCCCCGGAGCCGCCCCCUUCCCAGCGGGCUUCAGCCCAGACGUCCGGGGCCAAGGGGGCUCCGCAGCCUACGACUUGGGUGGAGGGCACCCCGAGCCCCCGGCCUUCCAGCAGCACCGCGCCGGGGUCCCGCAGGAAGCCUGCCAGUCCGGGGAGGACCCUGCGCAACGGGCGAGGCGGUGAGGCCGAACCCCUGGACCUGUCCCUGCGGGCGGGGCCGGGAGGCGAGGCCGGGCCCGGGGGUGCCCUCCACCGUUGCCUCUUCUGCCCCUUCGCCACCGGAGCCCCCGAGCUCAUGGCCUUGCACCUGCAAGUGCACCACAGUCGCCGGGCUCGGGGCCGCCGGCUCCCCCAGGCCGAUGUGUCGCUGCCCUAUGUCCGAGCACCAUCGGGAGAGACCCCUCCCAGCCCUCCUCUGCAGGAAGGGGAGGAGGGCCCCGGGCUUUUGAGGUCCGGAGAGGUGGGAUUGGGGGGGCAAGAACGGUAG
This is a messenger RNA of Pipistrellus nathusii (Nathusius's pipistrelle), 2166 nucleotides long. The record is from the annotation of a GenBank genome assembly. Lineage: Eukaryota; Metazoa; Chordata; Mammalia; Chiroptera; Vespertilionidae.